Molecule: messenger RNA, 3273 nt
Organism: Entelurus aequoreus (snake pipefish)
Lineage: Eukaryota; Metazoa; Chordata; Actinopteri; Syngnathiformes; Syngnathidae
Product: deoxyhypusine synthase-like
Exons: 10
Coding region: 171-1265 (364 amino acids)
Biological process (GO): peptidyl-hypusine biosynthetic process
Cellular component (GO): cytoplasm
Molecular function (GO): deoxyhypusine synthase activity
Source: RefSeq, a predicted model, not a curated record
CUCCCCGGCGGUUUGAGGCAGGUGAUGGUCUGCAAUACCUCUCCAAACCGCCUUCAUGUUGUUGUCCUUCAGCUUCCCUUCCAGCUUCCUCCUGUAGUUCUCCUUGGCCUCCCUGAGUUUAGUUAAACGUUAAACGUCGAAGAAGAUCUUCAUAAGUUUUAGGAGAAGGAAUGGCAGAACACGCCCCCUCUGUUGCCCUUGAGGCUGUUCAUAAAACCACCAGCGACCUACCGAAGGACCUACGCAUGAUUAAAGGCUACGACUUCAACCAGGGUGUGAAUCUCCAGGCUGUGUUGCAGUCAUACCUCACCACGGGCUUCCAGGCCAGCAGCCUUGGCUUGGCCAUCCAGGAGAUCAACCGCAUGAUCGAGAAGCGCCUCGAGCCAGUUCCAGCAGAAGAAAAUGAAUCUAAAGCGUCUGGCGAUGCGCCUCGCCGUCCAGGUUGCACCAUAUUCCUGGGAUACACUUCAAACCUCAUCAGCUCUGGAAUCAGGGAGAGCAUCCGAUACCUGGCAGAGCACAAAAUGGUGGAUGUGAUGGUGACCACAGCAGGUGGCAUUGAGGAGGACUUUAUCAAGUGUCUGGCUCACACCUACCUAGGAGACUUCAGCCUACCUGGCAAGGAGCUUCGCUCGAGAGGUAUCAACAGGAUCGGAAACCUCCUCGUGCCAAAUGAUAACUACUGUAAAUUUGAAGACUGGCUCAUGCCCAUAUUGGACCAGAUGUUGUUGGAGCAGAACACAGAGGGCACACGUUGGACACCUUCUAAAAUGAUCCACCGUCUUGGCAAGGAGAUCAAUAAUACGGAGUCCGUCUACUACUGGGCAUACAAGAACAACAUCCCAGUGUUCAGUCCCGCGCUGACAGACGGCUCUCUGGGUGACAUGUUAUACUUCCACUCCUAUAAGAACCCCGGCCUUGUGCUGGACAUCGUGGAAGAUAUUCGCAAAUUGAAUACCCAGGCGGUGCAGGCCUACAAAACGGGAAUGAUCAUCCUGGGUGGCGGCUUGGUCAAGCAUCAUAUAGCCAACGCCAAUCUCAUGAGAAAUGGUGCCGAUUACAGUGUGUUUGUCAACACGGGCCAGGAGUUUGACGGCUCUGACUCUGGUGCUCGACCCGACGAGGCCGUGUCUUGGGGCAAGAUCAGAACCGAUGCCAAACCUGUCAAGGUGUACGCUGAUGCCUCCUUGGUGUUCCCUCUGAUUAUGGCCGAGACCUUUGCGCUCCAUGCUGACAAGCUGACCGCCGGCAGGAAAACGGAGUGAAUGGACCGUUAGCAAACAGGCGCCCGGGACUUUGUCUUAUUAAAGACACCCGUCAAACACUUUCCUCCUGCUUAAGGCCAGGUAAACCUUUCACCACCGCAGCAUUCCCGCGCUGCCGUGUAGAAACGAGACCAUGUGGUGUUGCUUAGCUGGACGCGGACAAUAUUUGCUUGUUACAACAAGUAGUUUUACUCUUAUUCAGAUAGCAGAAAAAACAAAAUCAUAUGCUGCAGCACGCAUCAGAGGCGCUUGGGAAUGGGGCAACUAAUUUUAAGUUUUUAAACCUCCGUGGGGGCUUUUCUAUGUUAUCUAAAGCAGUGGUCCCCAACCACCGGGCCGCGGACCGGUACCGGGCCGCACAAGAAAUAAAAAAAAAAAAAAAAGUUUUUUUAUUUUUAUUUAAAUUAAAUCAAUAUAAAAAACACGAUGAUAUUCAUAUUGUGUAUGUGUAUGUCAAUAUAGAUCAAUACAGUCUGCAGGGAUACAGUGCGAAAGCACACAUGAUUGUAUUUCUUUAUGAGAAAAAAAAUAAUAAAUCCCCCCCCCCCCCCACCCCCCCGGUCCGUGGGACAAAUUUUCAAGCGUUGACCGGUCCCCAGCUACAAAAAGUUUGGGGACCACUGAUCUAAAGCAUAAAAUCACAAUGCAAGAUUGUUGUAUUUUUCUGUCAUGGUUGAAAAGUAAAUUGGCCCAAUUCAGAAGACGUCAUGAGUCAUGCAUGGAAUUCUUUAUUUCACACAAUUUGGAAUAGUAUUACAUGUAUGACUCAUAUUUAAAGAAUAUUUUUAUUUUGCUAUAUACUUCCACUGAGGUUUUUAUAGUCUUGAUGGUCUUGAGUAUUUGAUGGGAAGAUACAACAACUAUUUACCUAAUUAUGAUUACGUUUUGUGGAGGGAUAUGCAAAUUUGAUUUUAUUUAAUUAAUCAAUCAAAGUUUACUUAAUCAGGGCUGUUGGUGGGGCUACGGGUUUAUUUUUUUCACUUUUAAUAUUAAGGCAUUUAUUUAUAUAUUGCAUGAACCAUAAUGAGAAAAUAUGUAGCAGCAUCUAUACUUUUGACUUUGGAUUUAAAGUGUUGGACAAAUUCUGCUAUUUUUCAACCGUAUCCGUUUUUUUCUUUUGGGAUUUAAACUUUCUGUUUAAACAAAAAAGGGGGGCGACUCGCUCAGCUGGAAUUCACAACUCGGAGCACCUAUGUUCACUUUGAAUGUUUACAUUUUCAGCCCCCAGACAUAAUACAGCUACUCUGAACUCCUUUUCCUCUCUCUUGCUCGUUGCAAACAACCGCAUAAUCAAGUCAUGGUAAUGAUGACAUUUCCCAUCGUGAUAAAUCAGUCUGCUGUUGUGGCAGUAAUAUUUCCUGUCUCUAAUCACGUUUCCCGUAUCCUCAUGUUGUUUUCAUAACCUACUUAUAGUUUCUAUUUACGUUAUUUUUUUAAAUAAGGGGGAAUUUAAUGCUACGUUUACCGAAAGCCUAAUUUUCCCCAAUCCUGUGGUGAAUGUUUUUUAGCUUUUUUUGGAAACGAGGAGUGGAAUAGGAACUACGACAGUCAACUUUCCCAAAACCUGAGCCCUAGAGUAAAUGCGGCACACACGCACAAUUUGGGUGUUUCUUUCCCACACACAACGGCUUUUCCAGUCAAGCCAUUUCCUAUGGAUUGAGUGCACAUUUUUUCCCAAUGCAGUGAUGCUAGGUCAGAUAUGUUUAGCAAUGGAAUAUAAAUACAUUAGGGGAGGUCAGAAUUGCUUUGGAAACUCUCUUUGGGACAAUAUUCACAUUGGGGCGGCAGGCUCAGAGUGGCCGUCUUGUAACUGGACGGUUACUGGCUAGAUCCCGGUCUGGCGAGCUCAUGUUGAGGUGUCCUUAAACAAGACACAGAAUCCUAACUGCUUCUGAUGGGUCGUGGUUAGCGCCUUGCAUGGCAGCUCUCGCCAUCACUAUUCCACAAUUUUGUUGUUCUUAAUGUGCACUGACAAUAAAAAGCAUUGUCUUCUAUUCUAUUCAGAAGU